AUGAGGGUAUCUAUGCUGUUGUGGGGUUUGAUCCCCAUGAUAAUGGAGGCUUUGGUAGUUUCAGGAGCAGUCCUUGGUGUUGAUUAUGGCCAACAAUACGGUAAAGCUAUGGUUGUUUCGCCUAGAGCGCCCAUGGAAAUAGUUCUAACUCCGGAAUCCAAACGUAAAGAGGAAUUAGGAGUCGGUAUUAAAAGCUUUAAUGGUCGUCUAGAAAGACUUUAUGGAUCUGCAGUAACUUCUUCUAUGGUGACUAGGUUCCCAGGUAACGCAUUAAUGCAUUUGAGGUCUCUAUUAGGGAAAUUGGCAGAUGAGGAUCAUACCGGAUAUCAUAAAACGCACCCGGGUAUUAAGUUUAGUAAGACUUCUCGAGGAUCCUUGGCCUUUGUUGUUGAGGGGCAAGAGUUUCCUGUUGAGGAGGUUGUUGCCAUGAACUUGCAGCAAUACGUCAGGAGAGCUAAUUCUAUGUUAAAGGAAAAAGGCAGUGAUGAUUACGUGGACGUGCUGGCGCUCACGAUACCAGAGUACUACCAGAUUGAGCAGCGGAAUGCCCUUCUCGAUGCUGUUUCUUUGGUACCAAUUUCUCGCCCAUUUUUAAUUAGUGAAGGCUUAAGCGUAGCGGUUGAUUUUGCUUUAAAACAAAGGUCAUUUACUCCAGGUCAACAGUAUUAUUAUCUAAUUUACGAUAUGGGCGCAUCAUCUGCAGCUGCUUCUAUUGUCGGUAUAAUGCAGCCGAAUGACACCAGCGAGCCUCUGAGGGUCGAAUUACUUGGAUAUGGACAUAAUGAGGAUGUCAGCGGUUCCGUAUUUACGUCAGCAGUUGCAGACAUAAUUAGUGCAAAGUUCCUAUCUAGUAAUCCAAGUGUCAGGUCUACUGAUUUUGAACGUAAUCCUAGGGCUAAGGCUAAGAUACUACAAGCUGCGGAGAAGGCCAAGCUGAUCUUGAGCGUGAAUACCGAAUCUGUUGUGAGUAUUGAGUCCUUAUACGAUGAUGUUGAUUUCAAGACUUCAUUGCGCAGAAGUGAACUAGAAGAGUACUUGGAAUCUUCACAUCAAGCAAUUGUGGAUGUUAUUGUAAGAGCAUUUGACCAUCAAUUUAACGAAGAGAAAAUUUCUCUAAAACAAUUGGAUUCGGUGAUUUUAACUGGGGGUUCUACUCGAGUGCCACUUGUCCAGGAGAAACUUGCCGAGUUUUUGGGUGAUAUCGAAAUAGCGAAGAAGGUUAACGCUGAUGAGUCUGCUGUUAAUGGUGUGACAAUCCGCGGAAUUCAAUCAUCAUCUGCAUUCAAGAUGAAGCCUUUGGACAUUAUUGACCGCAGCAUAUAUCCUUAUAGUAUGAAGGUGACAAAAGAAGAAGAUUGGCAUGAAAUCUUUGAUGUAGGGUCCCAGUAUCCAAGCGAGGUUACUAUAUCGUUGCCUACUGAUUACAAUUUCCUUCCAUUCCAACUUGAAUUGUAUGAAAAUCAUAGGCUGUUCAAGAGUGUAGAAGUCCUUCCAUCUCAAAACAAAUCGAAAUUUACUCCAUCAAAGUGUCCAGCGGGCGUUGUUUACAAUGUAACGUUUGAGUUAUCGGACAACAGAUUGUUUGACUGUAAAAAAGUAGAUGCCAUUUGUCUUUCUGAACAACCAGAUGAGACGACUAACAGUUCAACCUCUAAAAUAGAACGUACUGCUAAGAUACUUACCGUUGCCAAAUACACCCACCUAAUUCCAUUGACCUCCAAGGAUAAGAUAGAGUCCAGUAGCAAGUUGGAAGAGUUGAAUAUUAAAGAUCAAGAGUACCAGCAGUUACAACAUGAAUUGAAUAACUUAGAAGCUAUUCUAUAUGAUACGAGAACUUAUUUGGAAGAUGAAACAGUGUUGGCUAAAGGUCCUAAAAAAGAUAUUUCUAGAUUGUCUGAGUUGGUAACAGAAAACCUUGAAUGGUUGGACUAUGAAUCAGACGAAGCAACUCUGGCUGACGUUGAAGAAAAAUCUCUAAGAAUAUCGACUCUGAAAGGUAAAAUCCAAUUGUAUGUCGCGUCUGCUGAUGAGGAGUUUGACCAUGAUACGUUUGCUGCCAUCUCUGAAGAGUCAGAGAACUUGUUAAACGAAGUUCGUGAGUUUGCAUCUGUAGCCUUAAAACAAGUGGAGGAUCAAAAAGCUGAGUUUGAAGCUGUUCAAUUAAAUGUAACAAAAGAAUACUCUAACAUCAAAAUUCCAAAGGGUAUGAAGUUAACGCAGAAACAAAAGCAGGAUUCAAUUGAUAGUCUCGAGCUGUUUGUUAAUAUAGUGAAUGAGAUGUUGGAUACUGACUCCAUUGAGUCUAAGAGUAGGGAAGAAUUAUUUGAGAUUAAGUUGCUCGGUGAUAAUGCAAAGAGGGAGCUAGAAAAUGUACAUAAUAUAACAAAGAACGCCCAUGUCUAUUGCUUGAGAGAAUUACAGUCUAUUUACAAUAGAAGACUAAGGGCAAUCUUAAGGCAGGAAGAGAAAAGGAAGGCAGCUGCUAGCGCUGCUGAAUCGAGCGAGGGUGAAACUACAGUUUCCGAUGCUAAUUCUGAAGAAAGUGCUGAAGAUUUUGAGCAUGACGAAUUGUAA
Eremothecium sinecaudum is the source of this 2574-nucleotide messenger RNA. RefSeq names its product Hsp70 family chaperone LHS1 (gene LHS1). Gene Ontology annotation, cellular component: endoplasmic reticulum chaperone complex. The transcript has a single exon. Gene Ontology annotation, molecular function: ATP-dependent protein folding chaperone; ATP binding. Bases 1 to 2574 code for a protein of 857 amino acids. Lineage: Eukaryota; Fungi; Ascomycota; Saccharomycetes; Saccharomycetales; Saccharomycetaceae. Gene Ontology annotation, biological process: cellular response to hypoxia; negative regulation of hypoxia-induced intrinsic apoptotic signaling pathway; endoplasmic reticulum unfolded protein response. The record is from RefSeq and is a predicted model, not a curated record.